Molecule: messenger RNA, 720 nt
Organism: Solanum verrucosum
Lineage: Eukaryota; Viridiplantae; Streptophyta; Magnoliopsida; Solanales; Solanaceae
Product: CENP-B homolog protein 2-like
Exons: 2
Coding region: 1-720 (239 amino acids)
Molecular function (GO): nucleic acid binding
Source: RefSeq, a predicted model, not a curated record
AUGCACAGUAGACAAGUUUUGCUUAUGGUAGAUAAUUGUCCAGCCCAUAAUAGAAACAUUGAAGGACUACAAAAUGUUGAAUUAUUUUUCUUGCCACCCAACAUGAUAUCCAAAAUUGAACCUUGUGAUGCUGGGCUAAUAAGAGUUUUCAAGAUGUAUUAUCGUAACAAAUUUUAUCGUAAGAUAUUAGAAGGCUAUGAAGUGGGACAAACUGAUCCAGUAAAGAUUAAUGUUUUGGAUUCUAUCAAUUUUGCAAUCCCUGCUUGGACAACAAAUGUUCAGCAAGAGACAAUAGCAAAAAAAUUUCGACACUGUAAAAUUUGUUUGGGGGAUGCAAUCUCAGAGAAUUUGAAUGAACCCACUUGUAAAAACGCCAUUCAUGAACUUGAUGUCAUGAUUACCGAUCUCGCUUAUCACAAUAAAAUGGAUGUCAAUAACCUCUUAGAUUAUCUAGGUGAAAGUGAUACAUGUUCAGAGGUCCAGAACUUAGAAGAAAUUGUGGAUACCAUCGGAAAAAACAAUGUUGAUGACGAAGUCAAAGAUGAUACUAUAACUUUGGAACAAGUUACGCGUAAGGAAGCACUUAUCGCAUCUAGAACUCUUCACAAUUUUAUGAUACAGUUCGAAAAGACAACACCGGAGCUCUUGGAUGCAAUAAGAAAAGUUAGAGAUGAGCUUCAACAAGAUUUAAAUUUAAAAAAAAAAAAAAAAACACAAUAG